Messenger RNA from Notolabrus celidotus (New Zealand spotty), 2483 nucleotides. Its product is annotated as sphingosine-1-phosphate phosphatase 1-like. Gene Ontology annotation, cellular component: endoplasmic reticulum membrane. The record is from RefSeq and is a predicted model, not a curated record. Gene Ontology annotation, molecular function: sphingosine-1-phosphate phosphatase activity. Bases 385 to 1710 code for a protein of 441 amino acids. NCBI's taxonomy places the organism in Eukaryota, Metazoa, Chordata, Actinopteri, Labriformes, Labridae. Gene Ontology annotation, biological process: phospholipid dephosphorylation; sphingosine metabolic process. The transcript has 3 exons.
CAUUGCGUUCCAGGAAGAAGAAGUCAACGCUUAGAGGAGGAAGAGGAUUGAAAACAGGAAUAACGGCCUGACGCAGUUAGGCUGAGGUUAUAUGUUUGAGGAUAUACCUUAAAGUAAUGGUUAACUGUAGCGGACUUUGGAUGCUGCGGUCUGAAGUAUCCACGCCGGUGUACAAGGUCUGUGUUUUAGAUACAGACAGCAGGUAGUCGAGUCUGCUGUUAGAUUCAAUCACUGUUGUUUUAUCCUGUUAUUAUUAGGAGACAUGCAGCGGCCGCCGAGCUCCUCUUAUCUCUGAACUCGAUGAUCAUGAACUCUUUCUCCACGACAGGAAGCUGCAGUGUUUUAUAACCAUAGACUGGAUUUAAUUAACGGUUAUUCUGAGUAAUGGCGACCGACUUUGUGAAGACUUUUGUGCGGGUGUGUAAAAAUCUACAAGACCCCUGCCAUGUAGCGAGGUUUCAACAGUUAUGCGGCGUUCAAGGGACGUUUCCUGAUAAAGCCACCAAGCCGGACAGUGGACGCUCGGAGCCGGACUACCCCGGGUUGAGGAAGAGGGUCCAAAGCUCUGACGCCAGUGUUGGUAAUGGAGCAGCCGGGGACGCGACCUCAGCGCAGGUCAACGGGAUGCAGGGGGACAACACCUCUCGGCCCGAUGGUCCAUCAGAGGCAGCUAAUGCCGACCCAGACACCACCAGAGCCAAACCCCUCCGGAGGAACUCCCUCACAGGUGAUGUGGGUCAAGAGUUCCUGAUCCACAACAAGUUGCUCUUCUACCUGUUCACGUUCGGGACUGAACUGGGCAACGAGAUGUUCUUCAUCAUCUUCUUCCCCUAUCUCUUCUGGAACAUCGAUGCCCUGGUCAGCAGGAGACUCAUCGUGGUCUGGGCCUGGAACCUGUUCGUGGGACAGUCCACCAAGGACAUGAUCCGCUGGUCCCGGCCGGCUUCCCCUCCUGUGGUGAAGGUGGAGGUCUUCUACAACUCCGAGUACAGCAUGCCGUCCACACACGCCAUGACAGGGACAGCCAUACCUUUCUGUCUCUUCAUGUUGACGUAUGGGCGCUGGGAGUACUCCUUCCUCUUUGGCUUGUCUGUGGCUCUCAGUUGGAGCAUCCUGGUCUGUGUGAGCAGAGUCUACAUGGGGAUGCAUUCUAUUCUGGAGGUGAUCACUGGCUUCCUCUACACCCUUCUUAUUCUAGCCUUCUUCUACCCAAUUCUGGACAAGAUCGACAACUUCUACAUGAUGGACCGCUUUGCUCCUCUUGUGAUCAUUAUGUCACAUGUCAGUCUGGGACUUGUGGCCUUCUCUCUGGAUUCCUGGAGCACCUCUCGGGGCGACACAGCUCAGGCUCUGGGUACCGGGGCAGGAGCCGCUUUGGCCACUCAUGCGAACUAUCAGCUAGGGCUGCUUCUGGAUCCACCGCUGUCCUCACUUCCUCUAACUCUACCAUCACUCAGCGUCAGCAUGGUAGCCCUCUCCCUGCUGCGCUUCUUCAUCGGAGUCGCUGUCAUCCUCGUUACCAGGAUGGUUAUGAAAGCGGUGACUAUUCCUUUUUUGUGCCGACUCUUCGGGCUGCCGACAGAUGACGUGAGACAGGCUAGGCAGCACAUGAAAGUCGAGUUGCCCUACCGUUACAUCGUCUACAGUGUUGUUGGUUUCAGUUGUGUCAGUGUGGUGCCUCUCAUCUUUAAGAUACUGAACCUUGCCUGAGUGUUUCGUGCAAACUGUCAUUUACUGCUGACAUGUUCACCUACAUGAUGAAGGCAAACAGCACUUACAGAAACAUGCUGCUUGAAACUGAAAUACAGGAUAGUAUGGUGAUAUUCUAUAGUUUGUAAUGUUGUCAGUAUUCCUCUGUGCCAUAAACGUGGUUUAAAAUGUAUUUUAAAAAACAAACCACGUGGUCUUAUUGGAUGACAUACUCCAUCAUGAAGAGAAUGGGUAAUGUAGUUUUUUUCUGAGUUUAACCCUCAUACACCAUUCUCAUUAAAUACAACACAAUUAAAUCUGCAGCUGAAACUAGCCCCCCCUAAAAACAGUAUUUAUUUCUUUCAGUGUUAACUUGGAAACUACCAAGAGAGUAAUUUAGACUUUUUAAAUAAUGAAGUAUUUAUUUGUGACCCUUUUAAAAACAUUUUUAGUCUUCAUUAGUAACCAACGGGUUCAGGGUGGGAGCCCAAGACUGAAGGGAUUCAGAAAGUAUUAAUAGACUGAUCAAAGUAUUGAUUUUUUUACUGUUUGUAUUGUGUGUUGAUGAAAACAACAAUAUAGAACAUCACCAACCUUAUCCUUAAACAUCCAUCUGAUGGCAACACCUUAUAGUGUUAACUGGAACUUCAGAAAUACAGAAUCUAUCAGUUGUGCUGUAACGAUGCUUGCAUUCAUUAUUGAGGAAUAUAUUGCACAUUUCUGUCAUUUGAUGAAGAAAUUUCAUAUUUUAUUGGAGGAUUAGACGCUCUAAGAAUAAACCAAACUAUGAGUCA